Gigantopelta aegis is the source of this 5402-nucleotide messenger RNA. Its product is annotated as cyclin-dependent kinase-like 2. Gene Ontology annotation, cellular component: nucleus. Gene Ontology annotation, biological process: protein phosphorylation. Gene Ontology annotation, molecular function: cyclin-dependent protein serine/threonine kinase activity; ATP binding. The record is from RefSeq and is a predicted model, not a curated record. Bases 171 to 2054 code for a protein of 627 amino acids. The transcript is spliced from 12 exons. Lineage: Eukaryota; Metazoa; Mollusca; Gastropoda; Neomphalida; Peltospiridae.
AUUGUUGUCACUGGAGACAACUUUUGACCGAAGUGUGUUUUAACAUUAUUCAAUAAAUUUAUGUUGUGUGGAAAUUAUUCAAAACGCAUGUUAACGAACCAUGUAACAGGAUAUGAUCUACAUAGCUGCAGCAGCCUGUAGUGCUGAAUGGCAUAGCUCCAGCCAGAACUAUGGAGAAGUAUGAAAACCUGGGGCUUGUUGGCGAGGGUAGCUAUGGCAUGGUGCUCAAGUGUCGACACAAGGAAACGGGCCAGAUAGUUGCAAUAAAAAAGUUCUUAGAGUCAGAGGACGACAAGAUGGUAAAGAAAAUAGCUCUCCGCGAAGUUAAAAUGUUGAAACAACUUCGACAUGACCAUCUUGUCAAUCUGAUAGAAGUUUUCCGCAGAAAGAAACGACUGUAUCUUGUGUUUGAGUUUGUGGACCACACUGUGCUAGACGAACUAGAAAAGUGUCCUAAUGGACUUGACGAAAAUACGUGUAGGAAAAUAUUGUGGCAAGUUCUCAAAGGAAUAGAAUUCUGUCACCUACACAACAUUAUUCAUAGAGAUAUCAAACCUGAAAACAUUUUAGUGAGUAAGUCGGGAAUUGUUAAAUUGUGUGACUUUGGUUUUGCUCGAACUUUGGCUCAGCCUGGAGAAACAUACACAGAUUAUGUUGCCACACGAUGGUACCGUGCACCUGAACUGUUGGUAGGAGAUACAAAGUAUGGCAGAGCUGUAGAUAUUUGGGCUAUUGGAUGUUUGCUGUCUGAAAUGCUGACCGGUGAGCCUCUGUUUCCCGGUGACUCCGAUAUCGACCAGCUCUAUCACAUAGUCAAAUGUUUUGGUAAUUUGACUCCGCGUCACCGAGAGGUAUUUUUACGCAAUCCCCUGUUUGUUGGCAUGAGAUUACCAGAAGUGAGAGAAAUUAUCCCACUUGAAAAGAAAUUUCACAGAAUAUCAAAUUGGUCACUAGACCUAAUGAAGCAAUGCCUGCGACUGGACCCUGACCUGAGACCGACCUGCUCAGAGCUGGUGCUGCAUGAGUUCUUCACGCGUGAGGGGUUCUCGACGCGGUUCAGCCACGACCUGAAGCAGAAGCUUCACAAAGAGUACCACGACAGCCCGCUGGUGAAGAACAGCAGCCAGUGGGAGAACACGAUCACGGAGAACGAGUCGAAGGCCAACAUGAAGAAGAAGAAGAAAGUCGAAUCGAAGGAGGUAAAGGAGAAGGAGAAAAAGUCCAUAAAGGAAUUGAAAGACAACAGCCAGGAGAAGCUGGUGAAAAAGAAACCGUUGGACACAGACAAAUCUCAGAAGAAGACUCCGACCAUCUCAAACAGCCAGUCGGUGACAUUCCCUCCAGCAGGGGGCGCUGCCAGUAAGCUGGUUGUCGUGCCGACUCAUGCGACUGAUGACUCCGAGGACACUGAUGACAAGGAGAAGGAGACACAGGAGAAGGAGCCGGAGGAGAAGGAGAUGGUGACCAACAGCAGCAGCAUCCCGCCCAUCAAUGCCAGCGGGCAGACCGUGGCCACCAGUGUCUCGCUCAUCAACACUUGCAGUCAGGCCGCGUCCUCAACCAGUCUCGCCAUGCCGUCCGUUGGCAGCCCCCAUAUUAUGACCACUGGUACUCCAAAUUAUGCGACUGUAAACAACCUAACCUUGUCGAGCCCAACAUUACUAGCCUCGUCCUACUCUGGUCCGCCCCCUCUGAGGGUGAAUGAUAAGGUUGUGAAGAAGACGACCACCACGUUCCCGAAGAAAGCGGCAUCGACGAACCACCACAGCCUGACGAUCAGCCCGCAGCCGCUGCAGUCGGAGAAGAGCUCCAUGCAUGAGAAGACUCUCAACCCGGCCAGGCAGAAAAACGCCGACAAGAAAGAGGAGAAACCAGCACUGAGUUUCCCCGAAGUGAAGGGAGCAGAAGGUUAUCCUGGAAAGACGAGAGAAAAACCUGGAGCUAAGAAAUCGAACAUUGCCACAAUACCUCACAUCACCAAUAUAGAUCCAUUCAUGUCUAACAGUCAGCAAGAUGCUUUCUCUAUGGACCGCGAUGGCCUCCCAAAUGUCUGACAUCAGAAUGAGUGAUCAGUGUUCAGCAGGUGUUCGUGGACUCGCUGUGUGAAAGCAAGAGAGAGAAACGAGGGCUCUGUUCUAUGGGGUUGCCUCAUCUGUAUGUCAUCUUCAUGCCAAACAAGACAAAUCUGUCCAUCCAUCUGUCCGUCCGUCCAUCCAUCCGUCUGUCAGUGAUCAGUGUUUUAUGUUUUGGAAAAGAGAGAGGAGCUGGUUUUAUGUAGACGUGUUCAUACAAGAAGAUGUUUGCAACAAACAACACAUGUUUGUCUUCAGUGUAUUUUAUUGUGUGUACCAGUAUCUACAUUUAAGAGUGUCUUCUGUGCAUGUGCAUAUUUAUUUGGAGAGUAAAAUUCUUGAAAUGGAGAAGUUGCUCAACUGUAUCAGUACAAGUAUCAGUAUUAAGGAAUCAGUAUUCAUAGUAAUUCGAGCCAGUAUCAGUUUGAUCGUAGUUUUGGUAGAAUAAAUGCUUUUAAUUUGAUGGUAGAGACUGAGAGAAAGGUGGUUUGACAAAAAUACUAGUUAACGAGUGCGUUAAUUAACCUGAUUAGUAUGGUAUACAAUUUUCUAACCUUGAAUAGGUACUACUGUUUGUAAUAGGAUUGCUUUGGAUGGUGAAUGUAAAUGUGGGUUUGUGCAGGUGUCGGUAAAAAAAAUCUGGCAUCAGAUUAAAAGUGGUGUUAACAAACUUGGUACAAAUAAAGUCAUACAACAUUAAUAUGACAGUGUGGUAUUGCAGUAUUCCAUGGACAUCAUAGUUGACCAGUUACGUCUAGUAUGAUCUUUAUCACAUGCUAUGAGAAAAUGGAAGUUCUGAGGAAACAUGGUCCUGUAAAAACAUUAUGUCAUACUACUUGUUGAAACUUAAAAUGUUCUGCUUAAAGAGAGAGAGUAUCUUUAACAUGCCCAUAUAUGCCACUAAGGUUUCAGGCAUGUCUGUCGCAGGCCAAAUCUCUGGAUAGCCAGUAACUUGGUCCAGGACAGAAAGUCUUUAAAGUCUUCAUUUCUAUACAUCCUGUGUCUUUUUGGGCGGUUCCAACAUUGGCAGAUGUUCAAGGCAGUGUUUUGAUGUCGCCAUUUGGCACACACUACCAUUUUGAUGACACAGCAUGUUUUAUGAGUACCUUUAUGCAAACAUAUUUUAUUGUACAAAGAACAAAAGAAUUGGGCACAAGUUUGACAACUUACGAGGCCCUCUUCUGAAUACUUCCUGUUGAAAUUCCACCAUGUGUGAUAAUUGAUUGAACUCUGAUUGAUCAUGAACAUAAGCAUUUACAAUGUAAGAGGACAAUGUAGCUUUGAUACAAACAUACUUAACAAAUGGUAUGACAUGAAUAUUAACUUACUUUAUGACGUUUGACAGUAAUAAUUAAAAGUAAUAUUUAUAGUACCAUAUGAUAACCAAUUAUUGUUUAUGAAGUAUAUUUUCUCUCUGAAUGUGUGAUACUAUAUUAUAACAUUUGGUAUGAUAUGUAGUUAAAUGAACUGGUGACAUAAAUGUAGUUUCACAUAUAUAAUAGAUUGGGGUUUUUUUUCUCCACAUACACUGUAUUUAAUUAUCAAAGAGAAUGAAGUCAUUUGUUAUAAAGCUGUGAAGAUAAGACAAUAUCGUAUCAUGAUACGAGGUCCACGAUAAGACGAUAUCGUAUCACGAUACGAGGUCCACGAUAAGACUAUAUCGUAUCACGAUACCAGGUCCACGAUAAGACGAUAUCGUAUCACGAUACCAGGUCCAAGAUAAGACGAUAUCGUAUCAUGAUACCAGGUCCACGAUAAGACGAUAUCGUAUCAUGAUACCAGGUCCACGAUAAGACGAUAUCGUAUCACGAUACCAGGUCCAAGAUAAGACGAUAUCGUAUCAUGAUACCAGGUCCACGAUAAGACUAUAUCGUAUCACGAUACCAGGUCCACGAUAAGACGAUAUCGUAUCACGAUACCAGGUCCAAGAUAAGACGAUAUUCUAUCAUGAUAUGAGGUCCAAGAUAAGACGAUGUCCUAUCAUGAUACGAGGUCCACGAUAAGACGAUAUCCUAUCAUGAUACGAGGUCCAAGAUAAGACUAUAUGGUAUCAUUAUAUGAGGUCCAUGAUACAAUGCAUUGAUUUGAGGCUGCUGUAUUGUGAUACAUACGACACGUACACAUGUUAGAGUCACUAACCUUAGUUCCAAAGAUACAUAUCUUUUUUGUUGUGCCCAAAAUAUAGUAUGACCUGCCACAAACACCAGGAUGUCCAGACAUACUCUGGAUUUUAUAAAUGUAUAACUUAAGAUAGACUUUAUAAGUAAUGUAUAGUACUUGGUUAUUAGCAUACUAAGAGAAAGUAGUCAUUUUUGUAUUACCAUUAUUAAGGUAGGGUGGUUUCUUUUAUGUUGAAUGUAAUUUAAGUUCAUGAAAGAUCCAAUUAAACUAUUGUCAUUGGCUAUUGGAUGUCAUGAGUAUAACACAAUGUAGGAUAAAUAAUUAAACUGUCCACACGAAACUGCCAAAUAAAAUUUAUCUUGAAUUAAGUCGAAAUUUUAUAACAGUUGUUUUCAAAAUUUAUUUUCUUCUUCUUCUUAUUAUUAUUUUAUAUUAAUGCUUAUUGGAAAGUUUAUGUUUCAUGAGCCAUUAUUUUGUUUGUCUGAAACCAUCUGAAUUUGACUACACAAAUUCAAACCAAAAUAUCUAAGAUGCAUGUAUUAUGUUUUUGGUCCAGCUUGGACCAUGUGGAUGUUUUAGUGUGAAGUAUGUGUUGUAUUGCUAUUAUUUUUCUCAAACCACUUGAUAAAGUCAGUGAUCCCAAUAGGAAUCAACAUAAAAAUAAUAUCUUUGUACUCCGAGUUGUAUUUAAUCAUUAGUUAUGGCCUGAACACUACCUUGGUGUUUGUUCACACAAUUUAAAUUUUUUAUUUUUUUUAUUUUUUUUUCUAAUUUCUCUAUUGAUGUGUACACCUGUAGUUAGAUAACUGUUUUUACUAAAGACGGAAUCUCACCUGUGAUUGGUUGUUAUAUAUGUAUUGCGAUGUUUGAUUGGUUGUGAUAUAUGUAUUGCGAUGUUUGAUUGAGUGUUAAAUAUUUAUUGCAAUGUUUUCUCAUGCAUGGUAUUUGUACACAUAUUUCCCACUAUACGUUGAUAUUUGUAUAAUAAAUUAUGUUUUUCUUCUGAAAAGAAAUUUUAGUGUAUCGCAGAUGUGUUUUUACAAUUGUUUAUUAUAUACCUAAAUCCUUGACUGCUCAAAAUCUGUUAGUAUAUUGUUUCUGCUAAAUACAUUUUUACAAAUUUAAAAAUAACUUUCAUGAAAUUAUUUCAAAUGUUUUUUUUAAAGCCUCAACAGAAAAUGAUCACUUUAUAAAAAACAAAAAAUGUUU